Paramacrobiotus metropolitanus is the source of this 1697-nucleotide messenger RNA. RefSeq lists its product as uncharacterized. The transcript is spliced from 4 exons. Gene Ontology annotation, cellular component: membrane. NCBI's taxonomy places the organism in Eukaryota, Metazoa, Tardigrada, Eutardigrada, Parachela, Macrobiotidae. The record is from RefSeq and is a predicted model, not a curated record. The annotation marks the transcript as partial. Gene Ontology annotation, molecular function: hexosyltransferase activity.
GGUGUGGCCCGCGUCGACUGGGCGGCACAGGCGCCCCUCCUCGGGCGGCUGCAGCACUUCGCCGAGUUCUGCAGCGGCGUGUUCACGGCCACGGUGGCCGAGAUGAAGCGCAGGUAUCCGGCCAAGACGCAGCAGCCGGCCUUCGUCAGUGCCGUGGCCAUGAAGAGCUUCUUCCGCAUCUUCGCGCUGGAGGACACGCAGGACACCUUCCUCGAGCUGCUGGACGAGGCCGGGGCGCUGCUGGAGGUCAUGGGCAUGACGAAUCUCGUUUCCGAUCUCCUAAGCGGGCAUCUCUACGAACAAAUGCUCGCUCCCGGCAAACUGACGGCCGCCGGAAACGGCGGUUCCGUGGGCUUGGGUGGACUGGCCGACCUGUUCUUGUCGGCGCCAGCGCUGCGGUCAGCCACCUCCACCACGACGGCAGUCAGUGCGGCCGGCGAACAGGAAGCCGAAGAGGAGGAAAUGGAUAACUCGGCGGCCUUCGUCUCUAACGAACAGUUCGAGGGCAUCAUGGAGCUGUACGACAGCAUGUUCCGCGACGACGAGACCCGCAACGCCACCGCGGCCAAGCUGGAGCUGGCCGGGCGCGUCUUCCUGCAGGGCUGGUACGAGUCGAUGCGGCGCUUCGGACGCGAACGCGGCAAACUGGCGCCGAAGCCCUUCACGCCGGCCGACUUCGCCAACUACAUGGAGGCCAUCGAGGUGCCCUUCUCCAACAUCAUCGACUUCGCCUACCCGCUCAACAACGAGCGCGCCUGCGACGGGCCACCGGAAGUGACGCUGGUGGCCGUGUUGUCCCGUUCGCGCAACGCGGCGCUGCGGCGGGCCAUCCGCCAGACGUGGGCGGUGCCGACCGCGCUGGGCGGCGGUCUGAAGGUGGUCUUCCUGAUGAGUGACCGCGAGACGGAGCGGCCGGCGCUGCGACAGGAGAGCGAAGAGUUCCGCGACAUCGUGACGGUGGAUGUCCCAGAGACGUACGACUACCUCCCGCGGCGGGUGCUGGCGCUGCUGGACUGGGCCAGCCGUUACUGCGCGGCGGCGGCGUAUGUCUUUAAAACGACCGAGCAGGUCUAUCUCAACGCCACCCUCCUGCGGGAGCAGGUGGAUUUCGCCAAAAAAGCCGGUGCGGCGGAAUCGGCGGACGCGCCGGUGCAGAUCGUGGGCAACCUGGUGAAGAACGCCUCGGUGGAGCGGAAUCCGCUGUUCCUGCAGCACCUCUUCUACGACGAGUACCCCUUCGACAGCCUCCCGACCCACCUGCGCGGCUUCGGCUACCUGCUGAGCCGGGACUUCGCCAAGCAAGCCGUCGCCGUGGCCAAGGACUUCCCGCUGAUGCGCACCGACGACCUCCUCGUCAGCGCCAUCCUCGCCAACAAGCUAAAGGUCGCGCCGCACGCCUUCCAGAAGGGACAGCGCGUCUACGCCCUCGGCCGCGGUCAGCUGACCCAGCCGGAUACCCGAAAGGUCAAGGAAGAAGUGUGCCGGGAGAAGCGCGAUACGCUGGUGUUCGGCGGGAAACUGGACGCGCCGGAAAUGCUGCUGUUGCAUGAGUAUCUGCUGUCCUGUCCGGCCUAGUUAUAACGCAUGUAUAUACGGCGUUUAUACCGGUUGUUCACGCUGUGCCCUAUUGUUUCCAGGAGAUUAAUAUUAAUUUCCUAAUCAUUCGUUAUUCAUGACAAAUUUACUGUUCAGCAAUA